GGGAACAGCUGACGUCUGUCACCGGAAUCGCUCCUACUAGCUAGCUGGUUGAAUGAGUUGCUCGCUCGAGCCGUAGUAUUCUGAAACAGACAUGGAAUGUUGACGUUUGCUGUGUUUAAAACGAAAAGAAAAAUCAAGUAAUUCAUAUACGAAGAUCCAAGUUAAUAUUUGCGUUGUGAGCCUGAUAAAAUGAUGCGUUUCAUGUUGCUGUUCAGUCGGCAGGGGAAGCUGCGUCUCCAGAAGUGGUACACGGCCACGGCCGAGAGGGACAAGAAGAAGAUGGUGAGGGAGCUCAUGCAGGUGGUGCUGGCCCGCAAGCCCAAGAUGUGCAGCUUCCUGGAGUGGAGGGACCUCAAGAUUGUCUACAAGAGGUAUGCCAGUCUGUAUUUUUGCUGUGCGGUGGAGGAGCAGGACAACGAACUCAUCACUCUAGAGGUCAUCCACCGCUUCGUAGAGCUGCUGGAUAAGUACUUCGGCAGCGUAUGUGAGCUGGAUAUCAUCUUUAACUUUGAGAAGGCCUACUUUAUACUGGAUGAGUUUCUGAUGGGGGGGGAGAUCCAAGACACGUCCAAGAAGAGUGUUCUCAAGGCCAUCGAACAGGCCGACCUACUACAGGAGGAGGACGAGUCUCCGAGAAGUGUUCUAGAGGAGAUGGGCCUGGCGUAGUGACAGCAGGGUACUCUGAUUGCAGCACUUUUUAAUCAGGCAACAGACAGGCGAAGAGAUGGGACUUUGGGUUCCAUGUGCAACAGGGUGGAGGAAAGGGGGUUUGAU
Messenger RNA from Oncorhynchus gorbuscha (pink salmon), 774 nucleotides. Its product is annotated as AP-1 complex subunit sigma-1A. The coding region runs from base 190 to 666 and encodes 158 amino acids. The record is from RefSeq and is a predicted model, not a curated record. Gene Ontology annotation, biological process: vesicle-mediated transport; intracellular protein transport. Gene Ontology annotation, molecular function: clathrin-cargo adaptor activity. Lineage: Eukaryota; Metazoa; Chordata; Actinopteri; Salmoniformes; Salmonidae. The transcript is spliced from 5 exons. Gene Ontology annotation, cellular component: AP-1 adaptor complex; membrane coat; intracellular membrane-bounded organelle.